CCCACUCCCUGUUGGGAUCCUCUCAUCACUUCCCCCUGUCCUUUGGAACUCUCUCCUCCACCCUGAGGCCUCUGUUUCCUUUUGGGCUUCCCCAAGGCCCUCCAUCCCCAUUGGAGCUCUCCAUCCCUGAGGCCCCCCGUGCUUUUUGGGGUUCCCUUGGAGGCCCUGCCCUCUGUCCCUGGUGCCGCCAUCCUUUCCAUCCCCUCCCACCAUGGAGAUCAAGUACGAGUACUCGCGGAAGCGCAGCGAGUUCGGCCGCCCCUGCGUCUUCUCAGACCUCCUGGCCGAGGUCACCGUGAACAUCCCACCCGACCCUGCCCUGGCCGAAGACUUCAUCCCCCAGGACCCCGUGGACUUCGCGGUGCAGGAGGGUCCUGUCCUGGCAGGGCAUGAGGUGAACACGGAGCGGUCACAGGUGACCAUCCGGGGUGUGAACCACGUGGAGGGUGGCUGGCCCAAGCACGUGGACCCCAAGAACCAGGAGCUGACCACGCGCUACCGGGAGGAGGUGGAGAGGGAAGAGGUCUACACCAAGACUAUCCAGCGCCUCGGCUUCGUGGUGGAGCACUACAUCAAGCAGAACAACACCAUUGACAUCUACGAGGAAUAUUUUGAGGAGGAAGAGGAGGAAGACGAGGAUGAGGAGCAUCCCUCAGCCAAAAUCAUCUGUGUCAUCAGGGACCCCAACAACCCCAGGAGGAUGUGCACGCACCUCUCCUGGCACCCCGACAGCAACAGGGCCGUGGCCGUGGCUUAUUGCAGCCUGGACUUCCAGGAGAGCAGGAACCUGAACUCUGAUUCCUACGUCUGGGAUGUGGAAAAACCCUACGCCCCAGAGCUCACCCUCAAGCCCUCGUCCCCUGUGGUGACCCUGGAGUACAAUUCCAAGGACUGGUAUCACAUGCUGGGAGGCUGCUACAACGGGCAGAUAGUGUAUUGGGACACCAGGAAAGGGGGGCUGCCCAUGGAGAUGACCCCUGUGGAGUUCAGCCACAGGGACCCCGUGUAUGGGGCGUACUGGCUGCCCUCCCGAACGGGCACCGAGUGCUUCUCAGGCUCCACUGACGGACAGGUGCUGUGGUGGGACAUCCGCAAGCUGUCACAGCCCAGCGAGAGACUGGUGUUGGACAUCAGCCGGCAAGAUCAGCUGAAGGACGCUCUGGGUGCCAGCUCCCUGGACUUUGCACCCGUCCUGCCCACCAAGUUCCUGGUGGGCACAGAGCAGGGCAUCAUCAUCUCCUGCAAUCGUGAUGCCAAGACACCACCUGAGAAAAUCGCCAACAUCUUCAGAAGCCACAUUGGAGCUGUCUACAGGGUGACCAGGAACCCCUUCUUCCCCAAAGUCUUCCUGUCAGUUGGUGACUGGACUGCUCGGAUCUGGACCGAGGAGCUCAUGGAUUCAUCCUCAAUUAUGGAGACCAGGUACCACAGCUCCUACCUGAUGAACACGUGCUGGAGCCCCGUGAAGCCGGCCGUGUUCUUCACCGUCCGGUCAGACGGCGUCCUGGACAUCUGGGACAUCCUCUUCCACCAGAAGGAGCCUUCCCUCAGCGUCAAGGUGUCCAACGAUCCCCUGCUCAGCCUGUGCUCACAGGACAACGGGCGCAUCGUCAGCUGUGCCACCAAGAUGGGCAAUGUCUCCCUCCUGGAGCUCUCCCCGGGGCUCUGCACCAUCCGCAAGAACGAGAAGACCCUGACCUCCACGAUGUUCGAGCGGGAGGCCAGGCGGGAGAAGGUCCUGCAGGACAAGUACAAGGAGCGGCUGCUGCGGGAGCAGGAGCAGCUGCGGGCCCAGCCCGAGCAGCAGGAGGAUGCAGUGCAGACCUUCCAGCAGGCCCGAGAAGAUUUCCUCGCCAGCAUCAAGGCAGAGCGGCGGAGGAGAGGCCUGGAAGCGCCCGGAGAGGUAACGGGGAUGGGACGGCCUGGCCACCACGGCAGGGACCCCAGCAAGGGCAGGGCACAGGGUGAACCUCAGGGUGAACCUCUGUCUGUCAGGAUGAAGAGGAGGAGGCAGCUGCAGAGGAGCAAAGCUAGCAGGAGGAGGAGGAGGAUGCCAAGGUCAGUGUGCUCCGGCUGCACCUUCCUGUCCCCUCCAUGCCAGAGCUGCUGCAGGGACAGAGCCACUGUCCCCAGGCCAGGCAGCUCUCCUGGGCUCUCUGCCCUCCUGGGGUGGCAAGUGGAGGACCCUGACCCCACAGCUGCUCCCUGGCCUUUGCAUCCUUAUUUCCUUUGGUGUGAAUAA
This is a messenger RNA of Melospiza melodia melodia, 2242 nucleotides long. It is a transcript of the gene DNAI2, whose product is annotated as dynein axonemal intermediate chain 2. Gene Ontology annotation, biological process: cilium movement; outer dynein arm assembly. Bases 212 to 2242 code for a protein of 676 amino acids. The transcript has 11 exons. Lineage: Eukaryota; Metazoa; Chordata; Aves; Passeriformes; Passerellidae. Gene Ontology annotation, cellular component: outer dynein arm. The record is from RefSeq and is a predicted model, not a curated record. Gene Ontology annotation, molecular function: dynein heavy chain binding; dynein light chain binding.